Molecule: messenger RNA, 1525 nt
Organism: Branchiostoma floridae (Florida lancelet)
Lineage: Eukaryota; Metazoa; Chordata; Leptocardii; Amphioxiformes; Branchiostomatidae
Product: BTB/POZ domain-containing protein KCTD7-like
Exons: 3
Coding region: 180-1061 (293 amino acids)
Biological process (GO): protein homooligomerization
Molecular function (GO): protein binding
Source: RefSeq, a predicted model, not a curated record
GGGUGACACGAAUAACAGUUUGGCACAAUUUCACACGAAAACAAAAGUUUCCAUAGGAACCUGUGACGUCAGCAUGAAAUAUCCUGGCAUUGAGGAUACGGGUACGGUCUGUAGAUAUUGGUGGGUCUGACAUCCUUCUCUCAGAGAGUACUGAACCUGAGUCACGCUAAGUCGGCGACAUGCAGACUUCUACUCGCACCGCCUCCACACUUCAGCAGACGGAACAGGUUCUCACCAUGCCUCUUCAGCGUUACAGAAACGGGGCACAUAAUGCGGACACUCCGCAGUUUCACUUCAUCGUCCCUCUGAACGUGGGCGGCCAUCACUACACCAGCACCCUGCCGGUACUGCGCAAGCACGAGGAGUCCAUGCUGGCGGCCAUGUUCAGCGGCCGCCAUAUUGUUGUGAAGGACAAAGACGAUCGCUACUUCAUCGAACGAGACGGCACCAACUUCGGCCACAUCCUGAACUUCCUGCGUGACAGCAGCAGACUUCCUCCUCUAGACAAGGUCAAAGACGUCUACCAGGAGGCGCUCUACUACGGCAUCAAACCCCUCGCCGACAUCCUCCGCCGGUACAGGCCGAUCCGCGAGGAGGAAGAGGUCGCCAGGUGGGCCGAGCAGUGCCCAGCCGCCCAGGAUAAGGCCGACGAGAUCGCCGACCUUGUCCUGAAGAAGUUUGCGGACACCCUGAGCAGGACCAGCCGCGUGGUUCUCCAGUUCGACCAGGAGCCGUGCUGGGAGUCCGUACAUCUCGAGGGAAGCACUGGCGUGUCCACUGGCAGCUACUACAAACCUCACGACUUCCAACAAGACGAGAGUCACAAGGACCACAAGUGUCCCCUGCCAGAAGUAUCCAUGGGAGAGAUGUCGGAGAAGGAGAGAGGGAAGACGCUGAGUUUCUUCGAUCACUACUUCGAGAAGCUGGGCUAUAAGGUGGAAAUCCUCCCUGGGGAGUGUCGGGAGGCGGUGUGGUCCCAAAAGAUCACCUGGCCUGGCGACGGGCUGGACUCGAUAACCAUCUACUGUACCAAGCAGAUCUACACACUCACCUUUGCUUGAUUUAAGUUGGAACAACAGAGCGCGCGCAUGUUGAGCCACAACAAUCGCAGGCGCGUUGUUUUCGUCUACACAUAAUGGGAUUCUGCACACUUAGUUUAUCGCUCAAGAUUGACUCCUAUUUCUCCCGUAAACUUAUAGUUACACAAUAUGGCUCCUAAUUAAAACGUACAGCAGUGUCUUUAACACUGAUUAUGGAUGUGCGUCACUUAGUCUCUGUGUGCCGUUAUGUAACGUACAAUCUCGUUUUUUUUUCGUUUGCACUUUUACUGAGGGCCCUUAACACUAUGAACAGUGGAUGGAUCCUUUUUUAGCAUAAAGAAACAGAAACUUUUUAUUUAGCGCACUCAUAUUUAGCGCACCAGGUAUGGUACUUGGUGGAUAAGUGAGGUGGACAUUACUAGUAAAUGUUGGAGAGUAGUACUUAGCUGGUGUUCUGAAGACAUUAAAGGAUGGGUGGAUAAUGA